UUAUCGUGUUUCGAACGCUUCACCGUCGGCCAGCGAAAGACAAUACAGGAGUCUUUAAUGGAACGCGUUUCCGACUCCGCCGCAAAGUUUGAAGGCGCUAAUAUUGACUGUCCCGCUAUUCCGAUCCCUGUUUCCGACGUGAUCAUUCAGGUAGACAAGUGUCUACAACCACUCGGCCGUAACCUACGAGAUCGAGCAGUGAAAGCUAUGGCCGGUGAACUGGAAGAUUGUGCCCAAGCGUCACUGUUAAUGUUUAUGAUGAACGCCUGUCAAGACGCUGAUUACCUUGACAAAACCGUCGAUUGUGUAUUGGCAAGGCAAGAUGCCAUCAUAACGAACUUGAAGCUAUCGGAGCUUGAAACGGAGCACACGAAGAAACUCUUUGUUUGCGCCCGUAACAUCCAUAACGAAGUCAAGAAUAAACGCAGAAUCCAGUCCAGUCAUGAGACUUCCAAGAGUAUUUGCGCCGGUACCUGUAAGAUCUAGGACGCAAAAACUUUUGUACUUCUUAGGACGCAUUUCGUAAAACAUAUGCUAACAGGUGUACCCGUCUGAAGCCAAUAUUUCAAAAUCAAGUCUGGUAGCGACCAUCCCUAUUGAAUGAAAUAAAAUUUAGAACACAGGUAAAUAGGUGAGUGUCUUAAAGGUAACCUGUUUAUCAACUAUUUUGCGAGCACAAUACUAAAACUUGAAACGGCCCGUCAAUGAUAAAUUUCGCAAACAUCAAUACAUAAGA
Varroa destructor (honeybee mite) is the source of this 736-nucleotide messenger RNA. RefSeq lists its product as uncharacterized. The record is from RefSeq and is a predicted model, not a curated record. Lineage: Eukaryota; Metazoa; Arthropoda; Arachnida; Mesostigmata; Varroidae.